This is a messenger RNA of Schistosoma spindalis, 591 nucleotides long. Lineage: Eukaryota; Metazoa; Platyhelminthes; Trematoda; Strigeidida; Schistosomatidae. The record is from the annotation of a GenBank genome assembly.
AUGGAGGAGGAAUUUUCUGCAACUAUCAAGGAAUAUCAAAUGGUUCUAGAGUCAGUGGAUAAGAAGCUUACAUCAGUCAUUACUAACGAUCGAUUUCUUAAUGACCUUAUUUCAAAGUCCGAUCACGAGAAAGGUGAAUUCGUAAACCUGCCAAUAAACAGAGAAGUGAUGAAUGCUAUAGAAAUUCACUUUGGGCGAGCUAUGCGCCUAACGUUGUUGAGAGGAGAUGGUGUAAGACUACCUCUGGUAGUUCCUGUUGAUGCUCGUGUUUUGGAAUUGCGAUGGGCAGUACAAGAUGCAGUUAAUUCAUACAUGAACCAUCUCCAUAGUGCAUCAAAUUUACCAGAAGAUAAAUGUAAAGAGGAUUCCGCCGACUGUAUUUCGUCCAGCAAUAUUCCUUCGAAGUCGAUUAGCUGGCGUAAUUUGUGGAAAACGAAAUGUCUAGCUCUAGUGAACCCACAUAGUGUGUGUCCACCAGAAGGUCUUCCACCUAUCAGUGCUAGACUAGAUGUGUUAACUAAUAAGUUAUCAUAUUAUCAAAUUCGUAAUGGUGCAGUGAUCACUUUUGCUCCUCAGCUUAAGCGAAAAUGA